AUGGAAGAGUUUCAGCAGCUCAGGCGAGACAGUCUGGAACAUGCAACACUUUUAUGGAGUCUUACUGAAACACCUGGAGACUCGUGCAUGUAUAGGGACAAGGCUACGACACAGGUCUUUCGACAGCUGUCCAUAGUGCACGAGAGGCAGUUGACCGAUGCCUUUGCGUUCAUAGCCUCAUGGAAGGAUGAUCCGGACGAGAUUGUGGCCGUGUGUGUCGAAGAAAAGCGUCCUAUCGACCCCGGCAUUGUUAUUCGGAUCGCGUCAAACACUGGCAACCCGUCAGCAAUUGUUGCCAAGUUGCAGUGCGUUGCAGCAAUGAUGAAGAGAGCCAGCCAUCGCAAUGUGUCACGCUCAGAACUUCAGCAAGAAAUGCUCAGUCAAAUUAUUGCAGUCUGCAUUGACCGUAUACUGUCUCGACUACGAUCUUGCCAUGCACGCAGAACGAGGAGAACCGCAAACAAACCUCGCCUUCCCGUACAGCUACUUGAGACAUUGGAGCGAUGCGUUGCCUGCAAGCAGCCGGGACCAGCCACGAGAAAUGUCGUGCAGCAUGCUAGGGAAUUCGAGAAGAUCUUCCACUCGCAUGAGACGUCUUUGAAGGAACAAGAUCGCAAGCGAGCCCUUAUGGGGCUUUUGAAGUGCGCAUCUUCAUGCGAUAUUCCGGCGCUGAGGCAAGUGCUAUCGUUCAAGGGGGACAUUGACCCAACACUAAGAACACAUCUCCCAACCGCAAUAUCCAAACUUGCUCGAUACGUCGAAAUCUCGCACUACUUGAUCAACGCUGCGAAGACGACGAGACACUCGUUGUUCCAAGAUGUAGAGCUUCGGGCUGUCACGCAUCCUGGAUUUGGUCCCAGUCACUUGGUUGGCCCAUUUCGGCCUUUUCACGAGUUGUCCACGGAACUGGGAUGGCAGCAACAAAGGAGCACAUCUGGAAUGCGAACGAGCAGAGCGCAGUUCGAGUCACGCCUGUCGAAUCCUACAGCGACAUGGAAAGUGCACGCAGAGAUUCAGAUUGUGAUGUUCUACGAAAUGGAACCACAUUCCGUGAAGCCCCGUAUUAUUAGUGCAAGCAAGCUCGCGUGCUUCUGCUGCGACCUAUUCAUCCGCGUGCACGGAGAGUUUGUCGUCCCAGGGACACAUGGAAGGAUCUACAACACAUGGGUGUUGCCAGACCUGCCUGAGUGCGACUUUCGUUUCUACGGCCGUAUCAACCCAGUUAUGCGGCGGUUCAUCUCCCAGCUUAAACUCAUCUCCACUCAAAGUGCGGCGCGCCAUGGAAAACCUCGACCCCCGCCAGCAGAGAGUGCUGUCAUGGGGCUUGAGCCGUGGCCUUCUAGGUCGACGAUGCGACAAGCGUCACGCUCUCUUUUGUCAACAUCCGGAGAGGAGGUUUCUUGUGGGCAGCAUCUCCUCGAAGCGCCAGCAAGUUCGGCUCAAUCGAAUACAAGGUUGAAUGUGGUUCCUCCGCCCGGCCAUCCUGCGGUUGCCGCUAAUGCUGCCGUGGGCUUGGUAGCUUCUGUCGAAGACGAAGGCAGUCAAAGCUCAAAAUCAUCUGACACAGUUAUGUCAGUAGCGGCACCAGUGUCAUGCGAGGGUAUGAUGUUCGCAUACCCAGACACUGUUCCCCGCAAAAGUCCGCUCAAAAUGCUCGUUACCUCGGAUACUAGCACAUGGAUUCGGACCGACGCGGUGGAAUUGUUCAUGUCGGCCGAGGAAGCAAGCAACGAAGAAGUAACGCACGAUCAGAGCUCCGGUUACGAGGCGGCAUUCUGGAUGCGCCUAGAAGACGUCAGUAAGAGCAAGUGCGGAGAAGAGGUAUACAAACAGGAUGUCAUGUUGGACCUAGACCAAAUGGAAGAAGGCUCAGGAUACACCAUUCCUGUAGGCGUUGCUCCAACUAGGAGGAGGAUUGUGCUUUGCACUGCCACCCAGCGACUCCUCCUGUCUGUGCUCCCAGAGACUUUGAUGAUGCCACGAGACCGGCAGCGCACCGCACUACGUUGUGUGUAG
Molecule: messenger RNA, 2016 nt
Organism: Zasmidium cellare ATCC 36951
Lineage: Eukaryota; Fungi; Ascomycota; Dothideomycetes; Mycosphaerellales; Mycosphaerellaceae
Exons: 2
Coding region: 1-2016 (671 amino acids)
Source: RefSeq, a predicted model, not a curated record